Molecule: messenger RNA, 1947 nt
Organism: Lampris incognitus (smalleye Pacific opah)
Lineage: Eukaryota; Metazoa; Chordata; Actinopteri; Lampriformes; Lampridae
Gene: tubb4bl
Product: tubulin, beta 4B class IVb-like
Exons: 4
Coding region: 115-1449 (444 amino acids)
Biological process (GO): microtubule cytoskeleton organization; mitotic cell cycle
Cellular component (GO): cytoplasm; microtubule
Molecular function (GO): structural constituent of cytoskeleton; GTPase activity; GTP binding
Source: RefSeq, a predicted model, not a curated record
CUGACAGCCAGACAGCCGGGACACUGCCGAGAGAAGAAAGAGGUGGAGGGUUGUGCGCAUCGUCAUUCCUCUGAUUUCUGCCGAGUCACUGCGUAACAGGCCGCUCGUCCAAAAAUGCGUGAAAUAGUGCAUCUGCAAGCUGGUCAGUGCGGAAACCAGAUCGGAGCCAAGUUCUGGGAGGUGAUCAGCGAUGAGCACGGCAUCGAUCCCACUGGUACCUACCAUGGAGACAGCGAUUUACAGCUAGAGAGAAUCAGUGUCUAUUAUAAUGAGGCCACAGGUGGAAAGUAUGUGCCUCGCGCCAUCUUGGUGGAUCUGGAGCCUGGUACCAUGGACUCAGUCAGGUCCGGCCCCUUCGGACAAAUCUUCAGACCCGACAACUUUGUCUUUGGCCAGAGUGGAGCUGGAAACAACUGGGCCAAGGGUCACUACACGGAGGGUGCUGAGCUGGUGGACUCUGUCCUGGAUGUUGUGAGGAAGGAGGCCGAGAGCUGCGACUGUCUCCAGGGCUUCCAGCUCACCCACUCUUUAGGCGGCGGUACCGGCUCUGGCAUGGGCACCCUGCUCAUCAGCAAGAUCCGCGAGGAGUACCCCGAUCGCAUCAUGAACACCUUCAGCGUGGUGCCCUCCCCCAAGGUGUCUGACACGGUGGUGGAGCCUUACAACGCCACCCUCUCCGUCCAUCAGCUGGUGGAGAACACAGAUGAGACCUAUUGCAUUGACAAUGAAGCACUGUACGAUAUCUGCUUCCGCACACUCAAACUCACCACACCCACCUACGGAGACCUCAACCACCUGGUGUCGGCCACCAUGAGCGGGGUGACCACUUGCCUGCGUUUCCCCGGCCAGCUCAAUGCUGACCUCCGCAAACUGGCAGUUAACAUGGUGCCCUUCCCCCGCCUCCACUUUUUCAUGCCGGGCUUUGCCCCCCUAACCAGCAGGGGGAGUCAGCAGUAUCGUGCCCUGUCUGUGCCCGAGCUCACCCAACAGAUGUUCGACGCAAAGAACAUGAUGGCCGCCUGCGACCCCCGUCAUGGCCGCUACCUCACUGUGGCUGCAGUGUUCAGGGGCCGCAUGUCCAUGAAGGAGGUGGACGAACAGAUGCUGAACGUGCAGAACAAGAACAGCAGCUACUUCGUGGAGUGGAUCCCCAACAACGUCAAGACCGCCGUCUGCGACGUCCCGCCCCGCGGCCUCAAGAUGGCCGCCACAUUCAUUGGGAACAGCACGGCCAUCCAGGAGCUGUUCAAGCGCAUCUCCGAGCAGUUCACCGCCAUGUUCCGGCGCAAGGCCUUCCUUCACUGGUACACCGGCGAGGGGAUGGAUGAGAUGGAGUUCACCGAGGCCGAGAGCAACAUGAACGACCUGGUGUCCGAGUACCAGCAGUACCAGGAUGCCACUGCGGAGGAGGGCGAGUUUGAGGAGGAGGGAGACGAGGACGUCGCCUAAAACUUCAGCUUUCUCCCACUGCCAAGCCUCGUUUCAACCCUCCUUCACCCAGUCCCAGCCAUGCCCCUCUCACCCCUCUCCAUCAUGAAUUGAAUGGUCCACCGCACUUUUACCACUAUUACCCUUUAGUAUUAGAGACUGGUGUUAAUUGAUAGUUGUGAUUAAAUUUUUUUUUUACAUUUUUCACUAAAAAUGUGGUUUUGUAUGUUGUGAAUGCACUGAAUAAUUUACAUCCUUGUGUCUAUCCCGUCAUUGCCUUGCCGUAUUCAAAAGCAAGUGAAUUUAACUGUGAAGCCGUGAAAUUGGAGCUUGAUUUAAAGUUUGUAACCGAUUAAAGGCUACUGUUCCUGUCUUUUUGUAUUCAUUGAUUUACUUGGUGCUUUAUGCUUAAAUCUGCUGAAACGCGGACAUGCUGCAGCAGCGCUUGAAUGAUAUUCCUGCAGCGCGAUGACUAAUCCUUGUGGAUAUGCACAGUGAGAGACCGUUGUUCAAUUUAAA